CUAGACGUUACGUCAUCGUUGGCACGAAUCAGCUGUUCGUCUUUUCGGGUAACAAUUUUUGAAAGAAACCAUGGCUGGAAAUAGUUUGAGAAUUCUUUGCUUGCAUGGUUAUGGUCAAAAUGCAGAUGUUUUUCGAGAAAGCUUAGGUGGCUUUCGAAGGUUUGUCAAACACCAUGCGAAUUGUAGCUUCUUGUCAGCUCCUCACCCCUUAGAGUCUGACAAUAAUUUAGAAAAAGCUGAGGGUCGAGCCUGGUGGUUUAAAAAAGAUGAGAAAGAGGAGAUAGUAUACCGCGGAUUUGAAGAGAGUGUGUUAGCCAUAGAGAAACAUGUGCAAAGUUGUGGCCCCUUUGAUGGUAUUCUUGGGUUCUCGCAGGGAGCAACAAUGGUAGGGUUGCUAUGCGGGUUGCAGCAGCAGAAAAAACUCAAUUUCGACUUCAAAUUUGCAAUGUUGUUUGCUGGCUUCUGCAGUCGUAGUCAAGCUCAUCAGGAAAUAUACAAAGAGCAGAUUAGUCUACCUUCUCUUCAUGUUUUUGGUGAAACAGACAAAAUCAUUCCUGUUGAGCAAGGAGAGAAACUAGCAAGUUUCUUCCUCAACCCCACCAUUCUCCGACAUAAAGGGGGACAUCAUGUACCAUCAUCUGGGACACAGAAGGAUGUCUACAGGGAUGCGUACAGGCAGUUCCUGGAUGCUUUUGCUUCAUCCCCCUUCAGUGACUGGUCUUCUAAGCAUUUGAAACCUUCUAAACUUUGAAGGAAAGACCUAAGAAUUGCAGCAGUUGCCAUAGCAAGUGCCUCCCAUCUGGUAUCAUAGUGGUAUUUUAAAACAUUUUCAUAUCUAAAGCAAUCUUUGAAAAUUUCCAUCAGUUGGUUGAGGCUGAAAAAAUGUAUGUAGCGGUUGUGCAAUAGUGAAAUUAACUGCCUCUUGACAACAAUAAACUGCACUUCAGCCACUGUGAAUGAGCAGCACAGGGCUGUAUUCCCAUAUAACGUCCAGACAUGUUAGCAUUUUGAAAAAUACAGCUUACAAACUUACAAAAACAUUCAAUAGCCUCCCUAUCUAUUAAGUAUUGAAGUACAACUCUACUGAUCUAUAGGUAAUAGAUCGGGCAUUGAGAGUACUGAUAAGCUGAAAUAACCAGACAAAUUAAUUUCAUCAUGUGAAUCUUUUCAGCCAUUAGUCCAAAGAGUUCCUCACAGGAUAAGUAAGAAUUUCCUUUCGUGGAAUUCAAAUAUUUGGAAAUAUGUCCUGCUACAAAUGAAUAAUACUAACUGAUGAGGUCAAGCAUCCCCCCAAAUCCCAUUGUUAUGUUGAAAGCCAGGCCAGAUAUUGCACAUCUCAAGACAUUUUCCCAGUAAUUGUCAUGCGAAUAGAAUAAUUAGUCACCUUAUCAGUCUAGGCCAUUAUAGAUAAAGGCUUUUGUUCAUUCUGUUUAGCUAGCUUUCUUUUUUGUGCACUACAUAAGUGAGGACAUUUCCUUUUUUUUUUUUUUUUUUAUUCAAGAUAGAUAUCAUACUAUUACUGCAUUUAAGCAGGCUAAAGAUGGUGAAGUACAUAUAGGAUGCCUAAUCAACAAAAUGAUAGGAAUUUGAUUUUAAAAACUGAAUGUUAAAUUUACCUUGACCAAACAUUAACUGUGCAUAUACAAGCAGUGUAAUGUGGCCAGGCACAUGCUAAAACCAAGCAUAAAGCAUAUAUUUUAUAAGUUAUGUUUUUUUUAACCUUCAUUCCUAACAUAGGUAGUAACAAGGGACUUUUCCAUAAAUAACUUGACCUUUCCAACAAGGCCUCUAACCUGGGUCAUUGCAGCUAUGCAACUGCAAGACUGGAGCUAAAUUACCCAUACCAUGUGACCUACAAAAGGAGUGUGCAACUAGGAACUUACUAGUUUUCAUAGACAUUACCUAUCUACUCUCAUGCAUGAGUAAGGAUAGCGAGGUUUUACACACACUCCCCUUGGGCGCUUACUCAGAAAUACAGAGGUGUAUUUAUGAAAGAUGGAAUAAUGCACAGCUGCAUUGAUAUGAAUAAAUAACUUGACCCCCCAACCAACCCCUGAACCUAGGUUAUUGCAGCUAUGCAACUGUGAGACCAGAGCUAAAACAACCAUAUUGCAUGACCCACAAAAGGAGUGUGCAAAUAGGAGCUUAAUGGCUUCCUUAGACUUUCAUGUUUACACAUUUUAGUUCAAGGUAUUGGGUAUGUUUUUUUAUUUACAUGCAGGCCUGUGUGAUAUAGUCAUACAGAUAGGUAUUGUGGUAUUGCAGUUCUGAAAAAAUUGUGGUGUGGUUUUCCACCUUUUGUGAUGGUGCUUUUUAUGGUUAAUCCAGAUCUGCUUACAUCCCCUAAAGAAAGUUUGAAUGUAUGCCCCUAAGAGGGAGGGUUGGGGAGAGAGAGGGCAAGAGCAUUUCUUAUUUUGACAAUGGGGGAAGGGGGUACAUGCAUGGGAAUGAAUACAAAUGGGUUUAAGUCAAGAUGCAAUGUGCAAAAUAGCUUUACAUAAUUUGUGACAUCAUACUGCACACAAUUAGUAUUCAAAUCUGGAUACAGUUUGUAUGUUAAAGUGAAGCAGUGAUUGAACAAAACGUGUGUGUUUGUGUAUAUGUGUGUGAGUGUGUGUGUGUGCAUGAGUGUGCAUAUCCAUGUGAAUGUAAAUAGAUGAGUCAAUAUUGGUGUGGUAAUAAAUUUGAGUGUGUUAGGGGUGUUUGGGUAGGUGGAUGAGUGGGUGCAUGUGGCCAUGCAUGCAUGUAUAUAUGAGUACAUGUGUUUGUAUAUGUAUGUUUGCAUGCAUUUGUACUUUACAGAAUGAAGAAAUAUUUUUUUAAAAGUUCUGAUUCAGUACUAAUUGAUAUUUAAGGUUUAUUAUUAUUAUUAUUAUGACUGUCAUUUUGAAUCAUGUAAGUGUACCAAUGUUAUAUAUAAUUUACAAUAAUGGAUAAUACUUCUGUAUAUAAUUUUCUUACUUUUUUCAUUAUAGACUUUAUGCCUCCAGCACACUUACUACAGUUGAUGAUGCAGUAUUCUACAGACCGCAUUUGAGCAUAAGAACCCAAAUAAGCAAAAAACAUUUACAAAAUACUUAUUCGUAAAAUUUCUAAUUACAAUGAAAUAUAUGAACUAUAGUUUAAAUGUAAUUAUAUGUUAUAGGGUAAGCCAUAGUAGGUUAAUCAACCUCGUGUUAAAAUUCCAAAGAAAAAAAAUGACAGUUGGAUACAGAGAGAGUAUAUUUUGACAGGUUUUGACUGUAUUUGACAGUUACUUUUAGCAGUAACAAGGCUGUGGCUGAAGAGAGGUGACAAUCGUAUCUUAAGAGUUAAACCAUACAAAGUCUAAAUAUAGAAAGGGGAUGAGCUAAAACCAAAGGAAUGUGUAUUUUUGGUAUGUGGUCACCCUUGGUAAGGAGUAGUUAAUUAUGAAGUUUUUCUAUAUGUACAUAUUACAUGGUUAUGUAUAUUUAUAGAAUAUAUAUACAUGUGAAAGUAUUGAAUAAACUUGAUGUAUAUUUUCCCAUGUAAAUAUUAUUUUAUGAUGGUCAUACUUUGUAGAUGUUAGAGCAAUAAGUAAGAAUUUGUUGCUACUUAGUAUUAUAAUUGUGAACUCUAUUUUGUAGUAAUAGGGGAUACAAAGAAACAGUUCUAUUUAAUGAGUCUGGGACAUAAAAUCCCAUACCAAACUUGCACUAAGUUUGCACUGUUACUGAUUUAAUUUACAAAGAUAUCUGUAGUUCUGAUUACAACCAUGUCAACAAUGCUUUUAGAGACGCUUACACAGGCAGUGUUUAAGGUGUCAUAACGACGCAGAAUGAAGGAUAAAUGGACCAGAAAGUUUGACAGAGCAGUACAAUAAUUUCUCAUUCUGUCAUGAACUGCAAAUCCAACGCACACCUCAUGCACACCAGAGAACAUGUAUUCAUGCGAAUAUUCUCAUAAAAAUUACACUUCCUGGUUUCCCAAUGCUUUUGAUGUACUUUUUUCAUUCCAUUUCAUGUGAGCUAUCUAAAUGUAUAUAAAUGUUAUUUUUAAUAGAAUUUUAAGAGCAAAACUACUACUACUACUACUAGUAGUACUACUAGUACUAGUACUACCACCAAAGUAAUUGUGUGUACAGAGAAUGCAUGCAUGAAAGAUGAUCCACAUGGGUAAUCUUAGUAUUUAGUAUUUAGUUUGUGUUUUUGUAAAUGGUAUGACUUGAGUAAAGUACCUGUAGUUCAUAUUGCGGUAUAAACUACAAAACUGCUAUGUUUUGCACAGAGUAGUAAUAGAACGUAUUCCAUAUUGUACAAUAGAAAGCCUAGUGGUUGUGUUUCCUAAUAACUGAAAUAAGAUUAAUGUGAUAUGUGCAAUUGUAAACUUUGGAAGAGCUCAGAAUGUUACCUAUUUGUUGCUACUCUUUUCUUUAAUUGUAUGUUUAUGAUAUCCCUGUUGUAUUCACAGGUUGGUUUAUACUUGGGUAUGGUUAUUGUAAUGUAUUAACACAAAUGCAUUAUUAAGAAAAUAUUUAUGAUUCUGAACUUGGCAUGUUCAGGAUGACAUGUUUUCCAUGCAUGACCUUAUGUAGGGAAACUUUUAUAUAGGGGAUAUGGGGAGAUACUGAUGCACUAAAGCAACACUUUUUAAUAUCACAAUUCUUGGAAAGUAUGUAAGCCAUGAAUGCACUAUUAUCUCCUCCCUAUAAAUGAUUGAACAGAACAUAAA
Molecule: messenger RNA, 4692 nt
Organism: Penaeus vannamei (Pacific white shrimp)
Lineage: Eukaryota; Metazoa; Arthropoda; Malacostraca; Decapoda; Penaeidae
Product: esterase CG5412
Biological process (GO): response to retinoic acid
Cellular component (GO): nucleus; cytoplasm
Molecular function (GO): hydrolase activity
Source: RefSeq, a predicted model, not a curated record